GUUAGACACCAGUCUCUAUCAACUAGCUGAACGCCCAAGCACACACAUUCAUUCAUUGUUUCUUCCUACGUUUCGCAAUUCAAUUUGGUGAGUAAACGAUUCAUCACUCUCAUUACUACACACAAUGUUUCAUUUUCUCAUUCCUAGAUUCAUUCAUCAUAAGACACUUUUAUGUCGCAAUGUUUUUUCUCGUUUAUUCAAUUUUCGUUCUUUCUCCGUUUCCAGUAAUCACAUAUCUGACAACCUUACAUUGUCAAACCUCGUUAACUCAUGUAACUUGUCCCCCGAAACUUCCCUUAAACUCUCCGAAAGGUUGAAACAAGUAAAAAACCCUAACGGCCCAAAUGCUGUCAUUCAACUCUUCAGAAGCUAUGGCUUCUCCGAUUCCCAUAUAUCAAAGCUUGUCAAGAAACGCCCUUUUCUGCUUUUAUCACAUCCUGAAAACACCCUUUUGCCAAAGCUUCAAUUUUUGCAAUCCAUUGGGGUUUCACCCACUGAUUUCCCCAAAAUCCUACUUGGGAACACUUCCUUUUUGUCAGCAAACUUGGAGAAAAACCUAAUACCUCGAUACGAAAUUGUUCGAAGCCUAGUUCGUGACGAUAAAGAGGUGGUUUCAGCUUUGAAACAUGGAUCAUGGGUUUUUUACAAUGAUUCCAUGGUUAAUGAUUCUGUUCCAAACAUUGAGGUUUUGAGGAAACUCGGUGUGCCGCAACGUUUUAUAUCCCUUUUGGUUUGUUAUUUUCCUAGUGUUGCAUUUCACAAGCAUUCCAUAUUUGUUGAGGCUGUUAAUUCAGUCGUCGAAAUGGAGUUCAAUCCUUUGCAGCUUAAUUUUGUUUUGGCUCUUCGAGUUAUUGUAAGUAUGGAUAAAGAAAACUGGGAAUCGAAGUUUAAGAUUUACGCGAAGUGGGGCUGGUCGAGAGAAGUCUGUCUUUUGGCCUUCCGGAAACGGCCUCAGUGUAUAUUGAUGUCGGAAAAAGGUAUUAAUAAAACAAUGAACUUCUUGGUGAAGGACGCAGGUCUUACACCCGGAGACAUUGCUAAAUUCCCGGUGAUUCUGUCCCGCAACUUGGAGAAGGUGCUUGUCCCUAGAUUCGCAGUAGUUAAGAUUUUGAAAUCAAAGGGUUUGAAAAAGAGGGGUUUGUCCUUAGGCAGCUUUACUUUGAUAAGUGAGAAAAAGUUUCUUGAGAAAUAUGUGACCCCGUUUCAGAAAGAUUUGCCAUUGUUAUUGGAUGCGUAUAAGGAUGCAUAUAAAUCUCAUAAGACAGAUUAAGAUAUUUAUUAGUUGUACUUGAUAGGAGAAGUUGAUUAAGAUUCACCUCAUUUCGGCUUGUGCGGCAACAUUCUUGAAUUGUAAACUAAGUUUCACAUCUUUUGUGGGGGACUGUCUUGAAUUGUUUCAGCAUUCUCUAAUGUAAUGUGAUACAAAUUUCCAUAUACUAGCCCCUCAAGUGCAUUUUUUCUUCCUUUUGUAAGAGCCAACGUUUGAACUUCCUAUGAUACUCAAUUUGUAUCAGUUGUUCGAUUGUGUCCUGUUACCAACUGAAUUUGUUGAUGUGCAGCAAAGGUGAGUGUUUUCUCAUCCCUUUUCAUAUUUAUUUGAUAAAAACAGGUUCAUUAAGGUUUCUGUUAUUUUAAUAUCAUUAAGGUUCAUUAAGGAUUCUUAUAUAUGUAAGAAAAUUGGUAGAAUAAUUAAGUCGUAGUGUCAAUUAUUGGCGCAUAGUUUUGAAAUGAUGAAUACUUCAUAGUGGCUCUAGGCAAGGCAGCAUUGUCAAAAUGUUUGUAUAUAACUUCAAAGUGUAUAUAACUUCAAAGUUCAAAGCCUUCAAUCAAGAUGGAGUGAGAGCUUCAUGUGGCUGAAGAAGAAUUCUGCAGUUCUGAAGCCUAUCAGCAGCAUCCUUUCCUUAGUUCCAUGCUCAAAUUUGUUUUCUACUUUUUGAAUGUGUUGUAGUCAGGGGAUGUGUUGCAGAUUGGGUCUUUGAGUCAGAUUUACUUAGUUUUGGCCUUUGAUACUAUUUUCGAAUGGCUAUUUGAGAUAGAUUUAUAGUUUUGGCCUUUGUUUCAGUUGUAGUAGUUGUCUGAGAAGAAGUUCUAGACUAUGUUUGGCCAUGUGUGGCAGGUUGUGUCCUUAACAGGCUGUGAACCAGUUCUAGCUUGGGCCUCUUUUUGUGUCCCAGUUUCAGCUUGUGCUUGGCUUCUAGUUUGAGUAACACACGCUUCUUUGCAAAAUGGUUUUUUUUUUUCACGUGGGAAAAUGAGUUGAAUGUGGGAGACAUGAUUAACAUGAGAGAGCUAGAUUUUUUAUUAGUCUUAUUCAACAGUCAACAUCCAUUGGUAAUUGUUGCAUCAUAAAGAGAAGGAAAUUAAUAUAAGGAUUUAAUGGAAAUACACUGACAGUGUAAAGCAGUUUUAGACACUGUUAGUGAAAUUCAAACCGUUAAUUUUUGUAAGCGUUUGACUUUUUCUUUAAAUCAC
Molecule: messenger RNA, 2472 nt
Organism: Vicia villosa (hairy vetch)
Lineage: Eukaryota; Viridiplantae; Streptophyta; Magnoliopsida; Fabales; Fabaceae
Exons: 1
Coding region: 125-1270 (381 amino acids)
Biological process (GO): regulation of DNA-templated transcription; chloroplast organization
Cellular component (GO): chloroplast
Molecular function (GO): double-stranded DNA binding
Source: RefSeq, a predicted model, not a curated record